Molecule: messenger RNA, 714 nt
Organism: Raphanus sativus (radish)
Lineage: Eukaryota; Viridiplantae; Streptophyta; Magnoliopsida; Brassicales; Brassicaceae
Product: MD-2-related lipid-recognition protein ROSY1-like
Exons: 4
Coding region: 78-548 (156 amino acids)
Biological process (GO): sterol transport
Molecular function (GO): sterol binding
Source: RefSeq, a predicted model, not a curated record
ACCUAAAUAACUGCGCUAAGGAUUCAUUAAAAUCCUGCAUUGCGGCUGCUCUGAGGAUCGAUAGCUAACUAAUAUACAUGGCAAUAUCCCACGCCCAGCCUUUGCUUCUUUCUCUCCUUGUGUCACUCUUUUUCUUGCCUUCUGCUUUGGGCGGAACCGAUUUCCAUAACUGCAAUCCCCUUCGUUCUUAUCCCGUUAAAGUCAAGAUUGUGGAGAUAUCUCCAGAUCCGGUUAAAGUUAGCACGAAUGGAAACAUUACGAUAACCGGUUCUACAAGUGUAGAUAUCCCUGAUGGAGCAACUAUAAAUCUCGACCUUAGGUUUCCCGAGCCUAUAUCUAAAAGAAGCUACUCCUUAUGUGAUAUAGUGGCGUGCCCUGUUGCAGCUGGCCCCAUUGUGCUUAAUUUUUAUAACGUAUUCACUCAGCAAGAACUAACACCAUGGGGAUAUUUUGUUUUAAUAACCAUUACCGAGGAGCACCAGGAAGACCCAAUGAUGUGCGUCUCCUUCCGUUGUAGGAUUACACGUGAACAAACGUCUCUGCUUUAGGCAAGAUACCGAGUAAAACUUUGUUCCAAGUCUUUUAUGAGUCUGAUCUAUUCUUGUAUGCAUGGUAAUCCUAAUGUUUGUAUCCCUUUUUACCUUUAAGUGUCGUUCAACAAAUAAAACAAGAUUUUAAUAAACACACUCAAAUGAUUUGGAUUUGUCUAUGUUU